Molecule: messenger RNA, 875 nt
Organism: Punica granatum (pomegranate)
Lineage: Eukaryota; Viridiplantae; Streptophyta; Magnoliopsida; Myrtales; Lythraceae
Source: RefSeq, a predicted model, not a curated record
GCCGAAAGAGGGGAGGAAGAAGAAACACAAGAAGAGAAGUGAUUGAAGUGAAGAGAGGAGAAAGUAUGUCUUCAACUACUUCCACAAUACUCUUCACACUCACAAUCCUCCUCUCCCUCAUUCUUCCUUUUCUCGUGGUCGCUCAGUCUCCUUUUGCAUCCUGGAUGACCGAGCCCGAUGAAGAGGACCAGUUCUACGUCCUCGAUAACCCAUCCCUGCAGCCAGCCAACCUCCGGUCUAGGAGCCGGUUCCUUCUGAGCGUCAUAAAGAAAGGGACGAGCUGCAAUGCCGUGACUAAAAAUAUCUGCAACGGGGUUCAGGCGAACAACGGGACAAGCCUCCUUUACUGCUGCAAGAAACACUGCCGUAACAUUCUCGGCGACAGGAACAACUGCGGGAGGUGCGGCCAGAAAUGUAGCUUUGGGGAGCUCUGCUGCAAUGGAGUCUGUACUAGUGUUGCAUAUAACCCGUACAACUGCGGGAAAUGCAAUAAGAAGUGCGCUGCAGGGGUAAGCUGCAACUACGGGGUAUGCGGGUACGCUUGAGUUUGUCAGAGAUCGAUAUAUGCCUUAGGGUUUGAUCAAUUGCAGUGCUUCGAAUGCUAUUGGCAUGAAAAUGCAGAUUUACAUGGGUUAGAUAGUUUUGUUUGCAUUUUGUGAGGAAAUUUAUAAUUACAAGAUUAUACAUGUUACUUACGGGAGGUGUGCAAGUAAAUGCAGGUUUUGGCAUUUUUAGAGAUGAUUUAUUACGUUAUGCUUUAUUACAAGAAUGCAAUAUAUUUGAGUCUUAGUCAUAGUUUAUAUGUCGCAAUAAACGAUGAGAUUAUCAGUUUAUGGGAUAUUCCGGCAUGUCUCUCUUAAUAAAACGAUGCACAC